AUGCUGAUACUCUGGACAAUCCCACUUUUCCUCCUGGGAACAGUCCGAGGAAAAGAGGUUUGCUAUGACAAACUUGGAUGCUUUUCUGACACUCAACCCUGGGCAGGAACAGCCAUCAGGCCCCUAAAACUUCUCCCUUGGAGCCCUGAGAAGAUCAACACCCGCUUCCUGCUCUACACCAAUGAGAACCCAAACGCUUUCCAGCUUCUCCAGCCCUCUGACCCGGCAACCAUUGAGGCCUCCAACUUCCAAACGGCCAGGAAGACUCGGUUCAUUAUCCACGGCUUCAUAGACAAAGGAGAAGAAAACUGGGUGCUGGACAUGUGCAAGAACCUGUUCCAAGUGGAGGAGCUGAACUGCAUCUGUGUGGACUGGAAGGGAGGCUCUCAGACCACCUACACGCAGGCUGCCAGCAACGUGCGAGUAGUGGGUGCCCAGGUGGCUCACAUGCUUGACGUCCUUGCGACAAACUACAGCUACUCGCCUUCCAAAGUUCACCUCAUCGGCCACAGCCUAGGCGCCCAUGUGGCCGGGGAAGCAGGAAGUCAGACUCCAGGCCUAGGCAGGAUUACUGGACUGGAUCCCGUAGAAGCAAAUUUUGAAGGGACUCCUGAAGAGGUCCGGCUUGACCCCUCCGAUGCCAGCUUUGUUGAUGUAAUCCACACAGAUGCAGCUCCUUUGAUUCCAUUCUUGGGUUUUGGAACAAAUCAAAUGAUGGGUCACAUGGACUUCUUCCCCAACGGGGGACAGAACAUGCCCGGGUGCAAGAAGAAUGCCCUGUCGCAGAUUGUGGAUCUAGAUGGCAUCUGGUCAGGAACCCGGGACUUUGUGGCUUGUAACCACCUGAGAAGCUACAAGUACUACUUGGAGAGCAUCCUCAACCCGGAUGGGUUCACUGCAUACCCCUGCACCUCUUACAGAGAUUUUGAGUCUGACAAGUGCUUCCCCUGCCCAUACCAAGGCUGCCCACAGAUGGGUCACUAUGCUGACCAGUUUGCCAACAUGACAAGUGAGGAGCCGCAGAAGUUCUUCCUGAACACAGGCGACGCCAAGAAUUUUGCACGUUGGAGGUACCGGGUCUCCUUGACACUGUCUGGAAGAACAGUCACUGGGGAGGCCAAAGUGGCUCUGUUUGGAAGCAAGGGCAACACUCAACAGUAUGAUAUCUUCAGGGGCGUUAUGAAACCAGGCGCUAUACAUUCCAAUGAGUUUGAUGCCAAGCUUGAUGUGGGAACAAUUGAGAAAGUCAAGUUUCUUUGGAAUAAUCACAUGAUAAACCCAAGCUUCCCCAAAGUGGGUGCUGCCAAGAUCACUGUACAAAAGGGAGCAGAACGAACAGAGUACAAUUUCUGUAGUGCCGAGACAGUGAGAGAAGAUACUCUGCUCACCCUCAUGCCUUGUGACGCCCCAGACACGAUGUGA
Messenger RNA from Microtus oregoni (creeping vole), 1422 nucleotides. Its product is annotated as inactive pancreatic lipase-related protein 1. Gene Ontology annotation, biological process: lipid metabolic process. The coding region runs from base 1 to 1422 and encodes 473 amino acids. Gene Ontology annotation, molecular function: protein binding; triacylglycerol lipase activity. Lineage: Eukaryota; Metazoa; Chordata; Mammalia; Rodentia; Cricetidae. The record is from RefSeq and is a predicted model, not a curated record. The transcript is spliced from 12 exons.